AUGGAUCGUCUAGAAGAGUCAAGCACGCAACAAAAUCAUAAAAAAGUCAUCGACCUAGACAAACUCAGUCGGACAACACAAAAAGUGAAUAAGACAGGCUUAAUUUACCUUGCACGAAUUCCAGUGGGGAUGGGACCUGGAAAAGUGAAACAUUUAUUGUCUAAAUGGGGUACUGUGAAUCGAAUUUAUCUAGCACGACAUGAAGAAGCAAAAACAAUCAAGGUUAAGAAGGGUAAAGAAAAACACCAAAGUUAUCAAUUUAAGGAGGGAUGGAUUGAAUUUGAAGAUAAGAGGGUAGCUAGACGGGUAGCCGAACUUCUUAACACUCGCCCUAUUGGUGGUAAGGCUAGCGAUCGAUACUCGUCCGAGCUAUGGUCACUCAAAUAUUUACCGAAAUUUAAAUGGUCAAAUCUAUCUGAUCAAAUGGCCGUCGAGCGUAGACUGCGUGAACAACUGCAACGCAACAGUCUUGAAGACAGUAAAAAGGAUCAAGAUUGGUACCUACGGAUGGUGGAGAAGAACCGUGUGGGCAACAAGAUUAAGGAGAAGGAAAUCAGCAGGAAAGGCAAGGUGGUCAAUUCGACUAGAUGGGCACCAAAAGAACACAAGCAACGGAACAUUCGAGCCUCAGAUACACACGGAGAAACUAAUCAACAAACCAGCACUGGAAGUAGAUCCAACACUGAUGGAAUGAAGACUGUCUUAUCAAACUUGUUAUAA
This is a messenger RNA of Melampsora larici-populina 98AG31, 720 nucleotides long. RefSeq lists its product as uncharacterized. NCBI's taxonomy places the organism in Eukaryota, Fungi, Basidiomycota, Pucciniomycetes, Pucciniales, Melampsoraceae. Gene Ontology annotation, cellular component: nucleolus. The record is from RefSeq and is a predicted model, not a curated record. Gene Ontology annotation, biological process: endonucleolytic cleavage in 5'-ETS of tricistronic rRNA transcript (SSU-rRNA, 5.8S rRNA, LSU-rRNA); small-subunit processome assembly; endonucleolytic cleavage to generate mature 5'-end of SSU-rRNA from (SSU-rRNA, 5.8S rRNA, LSU-rRNA). Gene Ontology annotation, molecular function: RNA binding. The transcript is spliced from 2 exons. The coding region runs from base 1 to 720 and encodes 239 amino acids.